Molecule: messenger RNA, 3571 nt
Organism: Etheostoma spectabile (orangethroat darter)
Lineage: Eukaryota; Metazoa; Chordata; Actinopteri; Perciformes; Percidae
Product: retinoic acid receptor gamma-A
Exons: 9
Coding region: 453-1940 (495 amino acids)
Biological process (GO): cellular response to corticotropin-releasing hormone stimulus; retinoic acid receptor signaling pathway; regulation of transcription by RNA polymerase II
Cellular component (GO): transcription regulator complex; nucleus
Molecular function (GO): nuclear glucocorticoid receptor binding; RNA polymerase II cis-regulatory region sequence-specific DNA binding; zinc ion binding
Source: RefSeq, a predicted model, not a curated record
UUUGUGAAUCAGAAUACACAAUGAUUUCAGGAGAAGAGAGGGAGAGAGGGUGUGUGUUAGAGAGCGAGGGAGAGACAGAGAAAGAGAGAGAGAGAGAGAGAGAGAGAAACGGGAAAAGGAGAGGGAGGCGGAAUGCAACAGGCUGAGCUCUGUCGACGCUUUGAGAGGGACUUCUGACUGACAAACACAACUACUACACUCCUUCUGAGCUCAUUUCCCCACUGACUUACCCUCGCUAUUCACCACACUGUAUACCGUGUUCACAUCCCAGUCUGAGUCUGGGCCUGGUCAGGUCUUGGUCGCCAAGGUCUGACAGCAGAGCAACAAGCAGCUGAGUGGCUGAAUGGCAGCAGACCACUUCAAUUUCACCGCAGGCCCUUGACGAAGACGACGCAGGAGGAAGAAACAAGACAGUCAGAGAAAAGUUAACCAAACCGCCAGCAGCACUUUUCAUGAUGGCAACCAACAGGGAGCACCAAGUGCGUCACAUGACGGGGUUCCCUCGAGCUAUGUACCCGUUUACCUUCAACUCCAUGCGAAGCCACUCCCCCUUCGACCUGCUGGCCAGUAGCCACCUCUUCGGACGGUUUGGGGCAGACCUUCCCAAAGAGAUGGCUGCAUUGUCGGUGGAGACCCAGAGCACCAGCUCAGAAGAGAUGGUGCCCAGCUCUCCUUCUCCUCCUCCUCCUCCUCGCAUCUACAAGCCAUGCUUUGUGUGCCAGGACAAGUCAUCUGGUUAUCACUAUGGAGUAAGCUCCUGUGAGGGCUGCAAGGGUUUCUUUCGGCGCAGUAUACAAAAGAACAUGGUGUACACCUGCCACCGAGACAAGAACUGUCAGAUCAACAAAGUGACCCGCAACCGAUGUCAGUACUGUCGGCUGCAGAAGUGCUUUGAGGUUGGCAUGUCCAAAGAAGCGGUGCGUAAUGACAGGAACAAAAAGAAGAAGGAUGUAAAGGAGGAGGUGGUGCUGCCAGAUAACUAUGAGUUGAGUGGAGAACUGGAGGAGCUGGUCAACAAAGUCAGCAAAGCUCACAAAGAAACCUUUCCAUCUCUGUGCCAACUAGGAAAAUACACCACAAAUUCAAGCGCUGACCACAGAGUACAGCUGGACUUGGGCCUGUGGGAUAAGUUCAGUGAGCUGUCCACUAAGUGCAUUAUUAAGAUUGUGGAGUUUGCCAAGCGGCUACCAGGCUUCACUACGCUCACCAUCGCUGACCAGAUCACCCUCCUCAAAUCUGCAUGUCUGGACAUCCUGAUGCUGAGGAUAUGCACUCGCUACACCCCGGAACAAGACACAAUGACCUUUUCAGAUGGCCUGACUCUCAACAGGACCCAGAUGCAUAACGCUGGCUUUGGCCCCCUCACAGACCUGGUGUUUAGCUUUGCUGGUCAGCUGCUGCCUUUGGAGAUGGAUGACACAGAGACGGGACUACUCAGUGCCAUCUGCCUCAUCUGCGGAGACCGUAUGGACCUCGAGGAGCCCCAGAAGGUAGACAAGCUGCAGGAGCCGCUGCUAGAGGCUCUGAAGAUCUACACCCGCCGCAGACGCCCAAACAAGCCUCACAUGUUUCCCCGCAUGCUGAUGAAAGUCACAGACCUCCGAGGAAUCAGCACCAAAGGUGCAGAAAGAGCCGUCACACUGAAGACGGAGAUCCCAGGCCCCAUGCCUCCACUGAUCAGGGAGAUGCUGGAGAACCCUGAGGCCUUUGAGGACAGCAGUGACUCAGGGGACAGCACUGCAACCGCUCCCCCUGCCAUUCAAGCCAUCAAACAAGAGGAGAAGGCUACGGAUGAGUCAACCGUUGAGGAGGAAGAGGAGGAGGAAGAGGAGGAAGAGGAGGACGACUACUGGGAUGAGGAGAAGGAGCGAGGGGCGGACAGUGAUGGGGAGCCGGCAGCUGGCGUGCAAAAGAAAGGUGUGACUGGGAAAACGCAGUGAGAGAGACACAACGAUGCUGCCUUCAGAUCACUGAGCCUUCGCCAAACAAUAUCUCCUCCCAGAAACCUCACAGAAUUAGGCUCUUAUACAACAAUAAUGUUGCAUAAAGCACAUAUUUAAAUAUACUGUACAUGUUGACUGAAAGGAACAUUUGUUAAAUUCAGUAUAGGAAGCAAUGAGUGGGAGAACCAAAAGCACUAAAUGUCAGUGAAAAGAGCUCCGUGAAAAAUCACUGUGCCAAAAUGAGACUGUCAUAAGAUAUUUCAAAAGUGUUUCGUCUACCAAAAAAGGAACGAGAGGUGGUGGACAGAAAAAAAUGCACUCCUCUGCAAUCUAUAAGGGCUAUGCUUUGUAUAAAAUUGAUGGUAAAAAUACAUGGCAACAAUAGAACUCAAUGUGAUGUCCAUUUACCGCACGUCUUUUUUUUACUAUUCAGAGAUAUGCGACUUAUUUUUUUAUUGCAUUGUUUUUCUUAGCAUGUCUGUUAUGUCUUUAUGCCUGUUUGUGGGACUCUGUAUUGUUUUUUGUAUAUUUUUCACUCAGUCCUGUUCACAUUUGACUGGACAUGUACGUUUUUUUAAUUUUGUCUUUAAUUUGAUGUUUUCUGCGAUUUGGACACAGUGCAAAGCAAUAGGAAAGUUAGAAAAGAGAGCAAUAGCAAAGAGAGAGGAGGUCACGAGCAGGACUCACAAUAUGACAAGCAUGUGGAAUGAAAAUCUCUGAUGGGUAAAGCAUGUUUGAUACAAAUAAGACUCUAACAAAUAAUGCUAAACAAAUUCAACAGCAUUCCUCCACCUCUUGACAAAAAACACACUUACAAUUAAAAUGUAUAUAUAUAUGUAUAUAUAUAUAUAUGUAUAUGUAUGUAUGUAUAUGUAUAUGUACUACAAAUCUGCAGGGUGGAUUUACUGUCAUCACACAAUCUCAGGUUGAUUCCAUAACAGCCACAUUUCACCUGUCAAUACAGUAUUUUAAGAAAACCGCUGAUGUGAAUGCUCCAACAUAUCGUGCCCAUCUUCCACAAAGAAAAGUUCUUACACCAGGUAAAAGGGACAUAAAAAAAUAAGUUGUUGACUAUGCUGUACAUGCCCUUGGUACAGUGUGCACAGAUAAUAUAUAUAAGCCAUAAUAGUUUCAUUUUGUAAGAGUGAGCAUUGAAUCAUCCAAACAGACAUAACCCUGAAAAGCAGUUUACUUCACAGAAAACCUCAGGUGUGUAUGUGUGUGCAUGAGUGUGUAACUGAGAGAAUUUACCAAUACACAGAGUGUAGACGUUGUAGACAUGUGAUGUUCCGUCAUUACUAAUAAUGUUCAGUGAGCAUGUAUGCAGAAUUAUUAAAAACGCACAUUAUAAAGGAUUUGUAGCAACAACAAAAAACGUACCCAAAGACUUCUGUUGGACAAUAGGACGUUGAUGCCGAUGCAAGCUGACCAAGAAUCGCACAAGCAAUUAACUGAGGUUGCAACUGACCAACAUAAUUAACAACAAAACCAAAGCUUUACAUUGGGUGCUGUGUCCACUGAAGCACAGGAUAAUAGUUUAAAAUGUGUGUUCAUGUGUGCUUGUAUCUAACAAAUGAUGCAAUACAUGGAUUUUGUAAAAUAAAUACUUAUACUUAGUUUUUCAUUGA